Messenger RNA from Naegleria gruberi, 459 nucleotides. RefSeq lists its product as uncharacterized. Gene Ontology annotation, cellular component: GINS complex. The record is from RefSeq and is a predicted model, not a curated record. Bases 1 to 459 code for a protein of 152 amino acids. Gene Ontology annotation, biological process: DNA replication; DNA strand elongation involved in mitotic DNA replication. NCBI's taxonomy places the organism in Eukaryota, Heterolobosea, Eutetramitea, Acrasida, Naegleriidae. The transcript has a single exon.
AUGACACAAAAUACACAAGAAGAGGAACUGAGUGAAGAGGAUACGGAAAAACUGAGAAUGUCAUCUGCUUUAAUUUUCACAAUUUAUGAAAGAUAUAAGAGAAUAUUAUUGGCCUAUCUUCAUACAAGAUUUGAUAGAGUGAAAUCUAUCAGCACCAUGCAUCAUGAAAGUAUUGAAAAUACACCAAUUUGGAAAGAUUUGAGUGACAAUGAACAACGAUUUGCAACAGAAUACAGACAAUUAAUUGAUAGUUAUGGAGAGGAAAUUGGUUUUGAUUUAUAUAAACAUGCCAAUCCACCUAAAGGAGAUUGUGUGGAAGUUGAAGUUCUCAAAACAAGUGGCAGUAGAUUGCUAGAAAGUGGCAAGACCUAUAACUUGGUUCAAGGUUCACAUUUAUUCAUUCAAUUAGGUGAUGCAGAAUAUCUCAUUCAACAAGGUCUUGUAAAAUUAAUAUCGUAA